CCUCACGUCUUACUCCUUGUGGUAUAAUCUGCGCUAUGGAGCAUCACAAUACAGCUGUCAAGGCAAUUGCCUCCGAGGUCGAGCGCUUCCACCAGCUCCAACGACCGUUCCGCAUCUACCAUGGCUCAACCAACAGCACGCGCCAAUCCCAGCAUGGUCCGGAUAAUACCAUCUCGACUGCGGACCUGACUCAUGUUCUGGAUGUCAACACGACCACUCAGACGGCUCUCGUCGAGCCCAAUGUCCCAAUGGACGCCCUCGCCCAGGCCACCGCGGCGCAUCACCUAGUCCCGCUGGUGGUCAUGGAAUUCCCCGGCAUCACCGUGGGCGGGGGCUUCUCCGGAACGUCCGGAGAAAGCAGCUCAUUCCGCCACGGGUUCUUCGACGCGACAGUAAACUGGAUUGAAUUUAUCCUCCCAAACGGCGAGAUCACCCGGGCUUCGAAGACCGACCGGACGGAUCUGUUCUGGGGCGCUGCGUCGGCAUUCGGUACUUUGGGCGUGGUGACCAUGCUCGAGGUGCAGCUGCGCCCCGCCAAGCCGUUCAUAGAGCUGCGCUACCAUUCCACCUCGAGUAUGGACGAGGCCAUGCAUGUGUUCCGGACGGUCACAAACGACCCUAGCACCGAGUACCUGGACGGUAUUGUCUACGCGCGGGACCAUGUCGUCGUCUGCGCGGGGAAACUAGUCGACGUCCCUCAUACAGCACCAGUACGUCUCACUAGACCAUGGGAUGAAUGGUACUAUUUACGUGCCCAGAACCGUAGUCACCAGUCCUCAGGUCCAACACUAGACCAAGCUGCAGUCGACUACAUCCCCCUCGCCGACUACCUCUUCCGCUACGACCGUGGGGCAUUCUGGGUAGGCCGCUACGCGUACAGCUAUUUCUUCGUCCCGUUCAUUUACCUCACGCGUGUCUUGCUGGACUGGUUCAUGCACACCCGGGUUAUGUACCACGCCUUGCACGAAAGCGGCCACGCAAAACGGUACAUCAUCCAAGAUGUGGCGGUGCCAUACGCCGGCACGAGCGAAUUCGUCGACUGGCUCGACAACAAGGAGAACUUCGGUGCGUACCCGAUCUGGCUCUGUCCACUGAGACAUGGUCCCGAGGUUAUGGAGCGGUCUGUUUCUGCAGCUGAGAAAAGCACUGGAUCCGAAUUCGAAAAGAAGCCAAACGCAACCACGGACGAUGAUUACCUCAUGAAUUUUGGCUUAUGGGCGCCCUCGCGCCAUCCAAGUGACCGCUCUGCAUUCCUAGCGCAGAACCGUCGUCUCGAACGGAAGGUUCUCGAUCUGCAGGGGAAGAAGUGGUUGUAUGCGCAUGCGUACUACACCGAAGAUGAGUUCUGGUCUAUCUACGAUAAGAAGCAGUAUGACGCGUUGCGGGAGAAGUACCAUGCGUCCUACCUGCCGGAUCUGUAUCAGAAGGUGCGUGUUGAUUUGAGUCCGCAACAGGGGCCUCAGAAUUGGGUCGAUUGGGUGAAGAGCGUGGUUUGGGAGAUUCGGCCUGUUAGUGGGCUAUAUGGGGUGUAUAAAGCGUUCAGGGGAGGAGAGUAUUUCAUCCGAAAAAGCAAGACGGGGUGAAUGCCGGUGGUAUUUCUAGAUGUACAAGAAAGUCUAUACCAUAUCUAUUCAUAAGCCAUAUUGUUCAUCACUGCCAUCAAGAAAUCAAAUCUCCUCACUCCUCGAUCACAAUCCGUCCUUCUAGUCGUGGUGCAAUUCCUUGCGUCCAUGCGGGAGUGUACUCGAAUUCACCCUCGCCGUGAUUCAAGGCAUCGAGCCGCGACGAGCGCAAUCCCGUCUUCCGCAUCCAUUUGCGCAACACCUGACGCGCGAGUCUUAGUCGGUACUCUUCUUCCGCGGCAGAUUGCGCCGGGAGUGUCACAUAGUUGGUCAUGGGUUGGGCCGUAGUCAAGAUAUCCGGAUCGUCAUCAGAGUCCGAGUCCAUGACAUCCUCUUCCGCUUCGGCCUCGGCUUCUGCGUCUUCUUCUAUCGCCGCGAUCUGG
Molecule: messenger RNA, 2005 nt
Organism: Aspergillus glaucus CBS 516.65
Lineage: Eukaryota; Fungi; Ascomycota; Eurotiomycetes; Eurotiales; Aspergillaceae
Product: FAD-binding oxidoreductase
Exons: 1
Coding region: 36-1583 (515 amino acids)
Biological process (GO): steroid metabolic process
Cellular component (GO): membrane; cytoplasm
Molecular function (GO): FAD binding; Delta24(24-1) sterol reductase activity
Source: RefSeq, a predicted model, not a curated record